Messenger RNA from Heterocephalus glaber (naked mole-rat), 726 nucleotides. It is a transcript of the gene Dnlz, whose product is annotated as DNL-type zinc finger. Gene Ontology annotation, cellular component: mitochondrion. Gene Ontology annotation, molecular function: zinc ion binding; protein-folding chaperone binding. NCBI's taxonomy places the organism in Eukaryota, Metazoa, Chordata, Mammalia, Rodentia, Bathyergidae. Gene Ontology annotation, biological process: protein stabilization; protein folding; protein import into mitochondrial matrix. The record is from RefSeq and is a predicted model, not a curated record.
GCCCACUUCCAAGAUGGCGGGCACAGCCUCGGACGCGCGGGGCGGGGCCGCGACAGGCGGCCAGGGCACCCCAGGCCAGCAGGCAGAAUGCUGCGGAAGGCGCUGGGCCGCAUUCCGGUACGGCUGGGCGGCGUGCGGCCUUGGGAACCCGGCCUGAGGAGGCUGUGGGUCCGCCCAGCCCACCCGGAGGCCGCGGGGAGACGGCGGGCCUGGGCCUGGGGCCGAGGCUGGCGACACUUAAGCUGCGGGCCAGAGUCCGCGGCAGGGCUGGGGCGUUUAGAGGCGACGCACUACCAGCUCGUCUACACCUGCAAGGUCUGUGGGACUCGGUCCUCCAAGCGCAUCUCCAAGCUGGCCUAUCACCAGGGUGUGGUCAUUGUGACCUGCCCGGGCUGCCAGAACCACCACAUCAUCGCAGACAACCUGGGCUGGUUCUCCGACCUGGACGGGAAGAGGAACAUUGAAGAGAUCCUGGCAGCCAGAGGGGAGGAAGUGCACCGGGUGGCCAUCGAGGGGGCCCUGGAGCUGAUUGUGGAGAUGGCAGGGGCCCCCAAGUCCCCUGUGGGCCUGAAAGAGGGUGACAGUGAGGAUCCCACUCACGCUGGUGAGAUGGAGCGGAGCUGAUUCCACGUCCCCAUGCCUGUGUGGCCUUCAUCGGAGACACUUGGUUCCUCUGGGCCUCUUGGACACAGUCUGGCCCGUCAGUAAAGCUCGCCUCUGCUCGUG